AGGCUAAAGUCACCAUGUAACCUUGUUCCUUUCCUCUGGGCCCUGAUCAAGCCUAGAAAAGAUAUCUACAGAAGACCAGCACCAGACAGUGAGUCUAUACACAGAGAUGCAGAGAGACUAGUGGGGGUAACAGCUAAACUUAAGCUUAUGGACCUCAUCAGCACAAGUGACCAGGAGUAGCUUUCCGAGUGCCUGACACAACUGGAUGAUUAAGGCCCAAUUGUCCUUAUCCACUACACAAACCUUCCAGGUCAUAGUGGAAAAAAACUAUUUAUAAGAGUAUCCUGCCAAAGAAUGAAGCAGAAGGGUUUGCCUGCCACAAGGGAGAUCGCCCUUAAAGGAUAACUCAUAGUAACUACAUAUAUACAUAGUAACUACAUCUUUAGUGCCAGAGUGCUGUAAAGAGUGAAUUUUGGGUUUACCGCCUGGAUCCUUGCCUGUAAAGUAUCAACAUUAGAAGAACCCCUCCAUUGACAACUGCCAUUACCUGACAAUAGGAUUACCAUUGACCUUUUUAUGCUUACAAAAAGCUUCCCAUUGAUGAACUGUACCAACUGUCCAGAGACUAUUGAUUGUCAGUAAAUAUUUAACUGGUUUACAACUACCGACUCCUGAUUCUUACUACCACUACUCUCAACAUUUGCACCUAACAGUGCUGGCGUCAUGAACACCAGGCCCCAGCCACCACAAGCACCCUAAACAUCACCACCAUCAAGGGCACCACAACCUCCAUCUGGGUGGUGUUCCCUGCAGCGAGACUGCCCCGGAGGGUUUUGUGUUGUCUUCCCAUCCACUGCAUUUCCGUCCCCAAGGGACAGCAAAACCGUUCAAGUUCCAGAUCGGACCGCGAUCUAGUGAAAGGAUGGUAUUUCCCGUUGCAAAGUAGCGUUGCCUAGUCUCUCAAGUUUGAUGAUCCGGUCGCUUGAAGGCUCCAUCCUGAAGUGCAGCUUUUGCUUCUUGUAACGACUGGGAAAUCCACUCCGUCAAGCGAAGACUCAACUGGAGGGAGCAGCAUGUUGUCAUCGUGGUCUGUCGGUGGAGCGGGAUCUGCCAUCUUGGAGGACAGUGAGAUGAGCGUGGAGAAGCAGAGAGACGUCAGCCUGUGGUCGCAGACCUUUGCUCUUCUUUGGAAGAAUCUUCUGCUGAAAUGGAGGAGGAAGUGGCAUACAGUUCUGGAAUGGCUCCAGCACUUGGCGUUUGUGCUGCUCUUGUUUUUCUUCACUUACAGCCUGGAGGAUGCAAGGAUGCCAUAUCUGUCGCCGGCCGCCGAACUCGGGCGAUUGGAUAAGUUUAACAUCACAGAUGUUGUCGGAUACAGCCUAAAGUCAUCCGCUGCCCACAAGAUCAUGCAGAAAGUUCACAAGAGCGGCAGAAUGCCAGGAAUCACCAUUGAGGGAAUCUCCAACGAAACGGAAAUGCUGCACCUUGUAACUGAGAGAGAAAUGGUGGCGGUGACGUUUGAGAGUGAAUUCACGUAUUACAUCCAGUACCCAUCGUAUGACGUGCCCCGGGCAAAUGACUACAUAGAAUACAGACGUACAUGCUAUGACGCAGAUAGUUGCCCCCCAACCUUAUACAUGAGAAGCGGAUUCCUGACGCUGCAGGCCGCCAUCGACGCUGCAAUCAUCGAGGUGGCCACUAAUCACUCAGUCUGGGCCAGUAUGGCCUCCACAGAGGCUGUGAAGAUGGCCUCUACCAAUGUCCCCUACAGAAGCAUUCUACAACUAGGGUUCUUCAUCCUGGUCAUGUGCAUGUGUUACACCUCGCUCUCCUACCUGCUGACAAUCUACAUCGCCAAGGAGAGGAAGGAGCAGAGAGAGAUCAUGAGGAUGAUGGGGCUCAGAGACCUGGCCUUCUGGUUGUCAUGGGGGCUGCUCUACGCUCUUUAUGUCCUGAUUAUUGCCAAUCUGAUGGCUCUUGUCACAACCACCUUUGUAUUUGUGGAAAGUUCCUAUGGGGUCAUCCUGCUGCUCUUCUUCCUCUAUGGGAUAUCAAUGAUUUGCUUCACGUUCAUGCUGUGCGCUCUGCUCCGGAAGCCUCGGCUCGUCGCCAUCUCUGGAUUCUUUAUCACACUUUUCCUUUCCAGCCUGAGCACGCUGCCGCUGGUGAACGUCCUGCCCGUCUUCCUAGAGGUCGUCCUGUGUGUUUUUGCACCAUUUGCCUUCUCUGUUGGAAUCACACAGAGCAUACACAUGGAGAAUGAAUUUGAGGGCGCCUUCUUCUCGGACAUCACCGGAGACUCCUCGCACCUGCUGACCAGCUACAUCACCCUGCUGCUGGACUGCGUCCUGUACAUCCUCCUCACAUUGUACUUUGAUAAGAUUCUGGCAGAUAAGCACGGCAUGAGGCACGAGGCGCUCUUCUUCCUGCGAUCCACUUACUGGUCAAGAGGGAAAAAGACCCCAGUUCCAUUGGACCCUGAAGUCAGAGGAACGGCGGGCUUCGGAGAUUACAUAGAGAAGGUCCCAGUUGAGUUACAAGGAAGAGAGGCCAUCAGGAUUAAUAAAGUUAAGAAAAUCUACAGUGGCAAAGACAAAAAGACUGAAGCUUUAAGAGGUCUGGAUUUGGAUAUUUACGAGGGACAAAUCACAGCACUCCUGGGUCACAGCGGCGCCGGGAAGACAACAUUACUGAAUAUCCUGAGUGGGAUGAGCACAUCGACCAGCGGCUCGGCCUCCAUCUGCAACCAUCCGCUCUCUGACAUUCAGCACCUGGAGGAGAUACAGAAGAGAAUCGGCUUCUGCCCGCAGUUUGACAUCAAGUUCGACCAGCUGACCGUCAGGGAAAAUCUGAAGCUGUUCUGCAGGAUAAAGGGGAUCGCUGCCCGAGACGUGGCCUCCGAGGUGGAGAAGAUUGUCUCAGACCUGGACAUGAGCCACUUCCAGAAUGUGCUAGCCAAUAAACUCAGCGGCGGGCAGAGACGGAAGCUGACCUUAGCCAUCGCCCUAUUGGGAGAUCCAGAGGUUCUUCUACUAGAUGAACCCACGGCUGGCCUCGACCCGUUCUCCAGGCACCGUGUGUGGGCCAUACUGAAUGAGCGAAAAUCUGACCGCGUCAUUCUCUUCAGUACUCAGUUCAUGGACGAGGCGGACAUCCUCGCUGAUCGCAAGGCGGUCCUGAGCAACGGGCGGCUGAAAUGUGUUGGAUCCUCCUUGUUUCUGAAAAGAAAUUGGGGCAUCGGCUACCACCUGAGGAUGCAGGUGUCUCCAUCUUGUAAUCCAGACGCCAUCACUUCUGUUAUCCAACAACACGUCUCCAGCGCCAAACUCGCCACCCAGAACGUGGAGGACCUGACAUUCACCCUGCCCUUUGACAAGAUGGACUCAUUCCCAGCUCUGUUUUCUCACUUGGACCAACAUGUGGGACUGGACGUCAUGAGUUACGGGGUGUCGAUCACAACGCUGGACGACGUCUUCCUGAAGCUGGAGGGAGAGGAGGAGAUUGAGAAAGGAGAUUACGGUGUUUUUGCCCAAUCCGACCAAAAUGAAGAUGAGGAGAGAGACCUGGAGGUGGAGGACUCCGUCCUGCUGAUGUCAGAUUCUGGCAGCGCCACCCUUCACGGACUGGCCCUGUGGAGGCAGCAGGUGGUGACGGUGGCGCGGAUCCGCUUCCUGAAGUUAAAGCACGACAUGAAGAACUUCCGAUCCAUAUUGCUUCUACUGGUCCUGUUCAUAUUACCCCUGAUCACCACCACCAUCCUGGUUUACUCCAUGCAUACGAUUCACAACUGGAAACUCGCCCCCAACCUUUACUUCCGGGGAGUGGGUCACCGGGCGCACAAGUAUUACACCCGACUGCUGCUCAGUAACAACACAGGUUCCCCCAUCGAAGACUUUGUCAACGGCAUAAAGGCGCAGGACGUUUCGGUGGAGGUCGUCGAUGGUCCAUACAAUAUGAACAUUACAGGAUUCAACGGCGCGAUCGAGGUGUCGCUGCAGAACGAGAGUUACCGCUUCAGGAUCAUUGGAAAUCCGCGAGCGCAGAACGGACUGCCGGUGCUGGUGAAUAUUCUCAGUAACGCCUUCCUGAAGAGCUUCAGAUCCACAGAGAAGAUCGAAAUCUGGACUAAGCCCAUCCAAACUAAUCAGAAUUACGACAACUAUUACAUUGUUUUAGCUGUUGGCAUGCUGUUCAUGUAUUUCGCAUCUGGUCUCGCCCCCCAUUUUGCGAUGAGCAGUGUCCAGGACUAUAAGAUCAAGGCUCGUUCUCAGCUGCGGAUCUCCGGCCUCUUCCCAUCGGCGUACUGGUGCGGACAGGCCUUGGUGGACAUCGCCCUCUACUGGAUGCUGCUCUUCCUGAUGAUAGCCAUACUGUUUGCAUUCAACUACAAAAUAAUUCUUGAUUUCUGGGAAGUUGCACUGCUGAUACUGGAAAUCCUUGUGUACGGCGCGUCCAUGGUUCUUUACGUCUAUUUAAUCUCCUUCAUUUUCAAAAAAGGAAAGGUUCAUGCUGAUCGCUGGUCCUUCCUCUUCGUUGUGUUAGCGAUGGUAUUGGGUCCCUUGCCCCUUUAUUCUUCAAUUCUUCUGGGUUUUAGCCAUUUGUCCAUCGCCGCUCUGUUCUUGGUGCCUCCCGUUAACUUAGGAGCGUUUCUAUCGCAUCUGACUUUCUGGAUCUUCAUCGGUGCUGAAGAACGUCCGACUGAAUUGUUUCUGUAUCUUAUAGUGCCAUGCUGUCAGAUCAUCACAUUCUGGGGCAUCCUCUGGUUUUUGGAAUGGAGAUUUGGAACACGAUGCCUGAAAACAGAUCCCAUAUUCAGGUUUUCUCAAAGAAAACAUGAAUGUAAACAAAAUCCAGAAGAGCUGGAGGACGCUGACGAGGAAGUGCUCGCCGAGAGGGAAAGGGUUAAAACCUGGAAAGACACAACAAAUAUGGAGGAAAAGCCGACCAUCAUCGUGGACAGUCUGCGCAAGGAGUUCAAGGAGAAAGCGGGAAGUUUUCCCUGCAAGAAAAGAACGAAGAAAGCCGCCGCCAGACACGUCUCCUUCUGCGUGAAAAAGGGUGAGGUUCUGGGAUUGCUGGGGCCCAAUGGAGCGGGGAAAACCACGUCUGUACUGAUGUUGGCCGGGGAACUGAAACCUACAGCCGGGGAGGUGAUUCUGUGUAGUGCAGGUGAGGACAGCACUGCCUUCAUGGGGUUCUGCCCUCAGUUUAGCCCCCUGUGGCCCACUCUCACCGUGAAGGAGCAUCUGGAGAUCUACGCCGCAGUGAAGGGCAUGAAGAAAGACGACGCGGACCAAGCCAUAAAGCGGGUGUCGGAGGCGCUGGAACUGAAGCUGCAUCUAAAUAAACCUGCCAAGAAACUGUCUGCCGGGGUCUCCAGAAAAGUUUGCUUCGCCAUCAGCAUGCUGGGUAACCCGACCAUCGCCCUCCUGGAUGAACCGUCCACCGGUCUGGAUCCAAAAGGGCAGCAGAGACUGUGGAGAGCCAUCCGAGCAGCUUUCCGGAACAAGGAGCGAGGAGCCAUCCUGACCACACACUACAUGGAGGAGGCAGAAGCCGUGUGUGACCGCGUCGCCAUUAUGGUGUCCGGGAAGCUCAGGUGCAUUGGGUCCAUCCAGCAGCUGAAGAGUAAGUUUGGUAAAGGUUACCUCCUGGAGAUCAAGGUGAAGGAUUCCCAGCGGGCGGAUGAGAUUCACCAGGAGGUCGUCCGGAUGUUCCCACAGGCAGACAGGCAGGACAGGUUCUCCUCGCUGCUGGUCUACAAGAUCCCUAUGGAGAACGUGCACUCCUUAUCUCAGGCUUUCUCUCAGCUGGAGGAAGCGAAGAGAGCCCAUGACAUUGAGGAGUACAGCUUCUCCCAGUCCACCCUGGAGCAGGUUUUCCUUGAGUUGGCCAAAGAGCAGGAGAAAGAGGACUGUGACCAGGACGCCAUGUUCAAAUGGAGGCCCCUGAAGACGGAGAGCGCCUGACAAGCAGUCACGGGCAUGCUGAGACUAGUAGUGUCUCCCCAACCAAAGUGACCGGAUGGUUCUGCGUGGCCUUAUACACAACGAGGGGCGAGUAAAGGGUUAAUGAGCUCCCGGUUUCCUAUACUACUAUAUAAUGGACAAUGUGUAUCGGAACGUUUAUUGCAAUAUCACCGACUGUUACAUUGUAUCGUCUUAUUAUCUCUCCCAAUUAUAACUAUGUCCUCAGUCACACCAGCGCACAGAAACUGUCCAGUCGUCAGAACUACUUCUGUGUUAAUAUUUCUAAUUGUUCCAUCUCAUGAUACGGAAAUCUUGCAGCAGUCAUUUUAUUAUCAUAAGGUCGGGGGCAGCAAUCACUUUAUCAUGAUAAAGGGGCUGGUCAGCAUUAAUCUCAUAAUCAAGAAAACUGGAAGGGAAUAAUACAGGAUCCACCACUGACAAUAGGGGAUUACAGGUCAUAGAGCAUGCUCACUACACUCCCCCAAAACAGUCAACAAGUGAGGCUGAGAGCUGACCUCCUCCCCCUCCCUGCACACUGACCUCUGUACAGGUCACAGAGCAUGCCCACAACACUCUACCAUAGAAGUCAGUAGGUGAGGGUGAGAGCUGACCUCCUCCCCCUCCCUGCACAGUGACCU
Bufo gargarizans (Asiatic toad) is the source of this 6547-nucleotide messenger RNA. Its product is annotated as ABC-type organic anion transporter ABCA8-like. The record is from RefSeq and is a predicted model, not a curated record. NCBI's taxonomy places the organism in Eukaryota, Metazoa, Chordata, Amphibia, Anura, Bufonidae. Gene Ontology annotation, molecular function: ATP binding; ABC-type transporter activity; ATP hydrolysis activity. Gene Ontology annotation, biological process: transmembrane transport; lipid transport. Gene Ontology annotation, cellular component: intracellular membrane-bounded organelle; membrane.